AAAUUCGUUAGUAAUUAUGGUUUUAACAUAGAAACUAAAUAGUUUGAAAUUAAGCAAUUAAUAGCAAAAAUUGAUCGAAUUGAUAGCAAAAAGCUAAGGCGAUUAUUCAUGGGCCAAGGAAAUAAAAUUUCUCUUAUGAAACGAAAAAAAGACUUCAGAAUUAUUGAAAUAUCAGAAUUAAAUAAAUGCCGGUUAACGUAACAUUUUUAAAUGCCUCUACUUAACAGAAUUUACGUCAUUAGAGACUAUUUUGCGUGAUUAACUCUAGCGAUGGACUUUUAUUCAACGUACCAUGCGUCGAGAAGCGAUCACAAAAUGAUUCCGAGACAAUACAAAGCUACAGCAAUAUGGAACGAACUUAUUGGAUCUUUUCGAAUACAUAUGUGUUGUAAAACUCGGAGGAGAAAUUUGAAAACUUAUUCUAACUGUUUUACUGGAGCUGGUGCCAUCCACGUCUUGCAUGCUGUUUUGAUUGAAAAUCAAAAUUUUACUCGGAAAGUUACCAGAGAGCAGGCCCACAAAUUGAUGCAGAAAUUUCUGUCGGAACACGUGAUCGAAACGGUCAACGGAAAAUGGGAAAAUGAAACAUUUUCUGAUUCAAAUCGUUUAUACAGAUUCAACAAAGAAUAUGCAUGUGCUACUCCAUCGCUAUCCUCUCGUUGCAAGGUGAUGUCCCCGCCAACGAUAAAACGGUUUUCAACAAACAUUCUGGAAGAAAAAGAACGUCACACGGAUCAUGAGCAAUCGACGAAAAAGACUAAUUUGACUAGAAAAGACGAUAUUCGACUGAUACCAAGUUGCAUUAUGGCUGUAACUGAUUAGCAAGAUUUUAUAUUGAAGCAAAUUUAUUAUUUAUAUAUCUUUCUUAUGUUCCGUGUGUUUUUUAUAUGACCAACCAUAUCAUACCAAAAAUUUGUUUGUGUUAUUUUCGACGAUUUUUCUGAUAUAAAACUUACUUUCUUGGAAUCAUUAUCUCUUUAAUGUUAUACUGGAAAUAAAUCAGUUUUAUGAUUUCUUGCUUAGAGUAAUGAAAUGUCACUUUGAUUGCUUGCUAUUACAACGGGAUUAGCUUG
Styela clava is the source of this 1073-nucleotide messenger RNA. RefSeq names its product DEP domain-containing protein 1A-like. Gene Ontology annotation, biological process: intracellular signal transduction. The record is from RefSeq and is a predicted model, not a curated record. NCBI's taxonomy places the organism in Eukaryota, Metazoa, Chordata, Ascidiacea, Stolidobranchia, Styelidae.